AUGGCUGCUACGACAGCCCUUCAGCCGUUGGGUGAGGGAAUUGCUGGUUCUCCGACUGGCAAGAAAUCCUUCUCUCAGCUUUUCACGCAGCCAACGAAUCCUCAAAUCCAGGUUCGGCCAGUAUCUACAUACAAAGGGGAGGCUGCUGUGGUUUUUUCAAAGGAGGAUAUGGACAGGUUAGCGGCUCCCUUUCGCCUGGCACUUGUCGGAAAGUUCUCUCAUGGAUGGCCGCCGUUAGAAGAGAUUAGAAAGUUAUUCGCCACUCUGAACUUACGUGAUCAACUUUCUGUUGGCCUGCUGGACUAUAGGCAUGUUCUACUGAAGUGUUCAGCGGAGGCUGACUUCAAUUGGCUCUGGACAAGAGGCUUGUGGCAGAUCGACAAGUACCCAAUGCGUGUGUUCAGAUGGACCAGAGAAUUUCAUGUUCACAAGGAAUCUUCCUUGGUCCCGGUGUGGGUUUCUUUGCCCGCUUUACCCAUUCACUUUCAUGACAAGAACUCCUUGUUCUCAAUUCUAUCUCCCAUAAGGAAACCUCUUUUUUUGGAUGCAGCAACAACGACGAGUACGAGGCCAAGCGUGGCCAAGGCAUGUGUAGAAAUAGACUUGUUGAAGACACUCUGUUCAAGGGUAUGGGUUGCAGUGGAGGGAGAGGGCGGUUUCUGGCAGAAGGUGGUGAUGGAGGACGUCCCAAAAUAUUGUUUGAAUUGCUGGAGGUUGGGUCACUCAGAGGAGGAGUGUAGGAAGAACAUUGCUGCCAAUGGUGCAACUAAGGCGCAAUCCCAGGGGCACAGACCUUCAGCCACCGCUACGGCACCUGCGUAA
Molecule: messenger RNA, 822 nt
Organism: Coffea arabica (coffee)
Lineage: Eukaryota; Viridiplantae; Streptophyta; Magnoliopsida; Gentianales; Rubiaceae
Source: RefSeq, a predicted model, not a curated record